GGCAUCUCUGCACUAUGGUUCAUGCUAGCAUAAACGCCUGAUAAAUGACAGCAAUAUGUUGUUGGCAUUUUCUUCAAGGGAUGGGGAAGGUGACAGAAGUGCUACCUCAGAGCCUUUUCCUAUAUGUUACUGGAAAGAGGGAAAUUUAGCCUUGCAACAACUGAAGAUGGAAAGUUGGUCAGUUGAGCAAGUCUGCAACUGGUUGAAACAGAGAAAUUUAGGAGAACUAGUUCCUAAGUUCCGUGGUAAGCAUUUUUAUUGUUUGGGGGAGUGGUGCUGUUUGUUUAGUAUAUCUUGCAAUGCAUUUUACUGGCACUGCCUGUCUUGUUUUGGUUUGGGGCAUGUGUGUAUAUGCUAACCUCAGACUUUUAUAGAAAUUUAUUAAGGUGAGAACUGACAUAGAUCUGAUAAAUCAACAUAAGUGUACAGAUUUGUUACAGAGUCUGAGAAACCCUGUGGGAUGAGAUUAAGCCUGUAUAUAAAUAGACACACCUCAAAUCAGAGCUGGCAUUUUAAAAGUCCUGACAGGGCCUAUUUUAUGUUGUAGAAAUCUUUUGAAAUGAUGCAAAUGUAGUGUGUAAUUGUUUUAUGUCUGAGUAUAUAAGUGCUCUACAGAAUAGUGCAAAAGAAACUGAAAUGUGAACAGCCUAUUUCUUGUGUACUCUGUUGAAAAGCUUUAUUUUCUUCAUCAGCAAGUAACAGUCUCCUGUGAUUCAAGCAAGGCCUGAUUUAAAACAUUAAAAUUGUCCCCUCUGCUUCUGUGUGUUUCAGACUUGGCUCUAUGUCAGGGGAAGAUAUCUGGCCAGUGAUUAGGACUCCGGGCACUGCUUGGGAAAGGAUGGUGGCAGCUGAAGAUGACUGUCAGCUGUACAAAGCAUCCUUCCCUUUGACUCAUCUUCCAUCAUCAUGUUUUUAGGCAUAUAGAAUGUAACUGUAACUAUAAAGCUAUUUUACAGUAAUGAUUUUAUCCCCUUCAAUCUGCAGAAGAAGAAAUAAGUGGAGCAGCUCUUCUGGCUCUUAAUGAUCGUAUGGUGCAGCAGCUGGUGAAGAAGAUUGGGCACCAGGCAGUGCUGAUGGACCUGAUUAAAAAAUACCAGCAACAGAAGAGUGGGCUGGAAUCCCUUAUGUACUGCUAUGAAACAGCUUCUCAAAAAUUUCCAGAAGUAAUCAAUGGGGCUACUGACAGACAGAUGUUAAUUUCUUCUGGUCCUGUGGAGCAGAAGCAUCUGUGUUCAGCUGAAAACGAAAAAGGACUAAUUGAUCAUAGAGUGCUAAAGCAAAAAAAAAACCUGAAAUCAUUUUUUGCGAGACACAAGAUGUUGCAGUGGGCAAGUUCUUAUGUUUUGCCAGACUUCCCUUAUGAUGUCAAGUGUAUAUUAGCAGAAAAAAAAUGCCCGGAUCACAGUAUGAGAAUAAGAAUUAUUGAAUUUUUACAAGCAGACAUGACAAAAUACCUGGAAGGAUCACUGUAUCCGAACAGUCAGCAAUAUAACAUUGUUGUCAAUGCUCUGCUCCAGGCAUACCCAUUCCUUGAUGAAGAUGGGAAUGGCUUUUUGCUGUGGAAACGGGCCCUUAAAGAUCGUUUCAAAUACGUGCGGAGACCCAUUGAAGAUGAUGAGCAAGUCCUGAGGAACAAAUGCAAGUUUGGGCACAGGAGGGGACAGAGCAGAAAAUCUUCUUUUGCUGAAAAUACUCUUGAUGAUGUCCGAGGGCGGGUAGAGGAAGAAACUCUUCAUCUUAAAGGCAGUGCAAUGGAUUUACAUAUUAAGUGGCUUAAUCGAGAAUAUAUGAAAACUCAGAGGAACUGGGAAGAAGUGGAUAACAGAAUGAAUGCGACUAUAGAAAUACGAAGAAAGAUGAUCAGCAAUAAGGCACCUUUAAAAGAUGUUCUAAGAACAUUUCCUUUCUUAAGAUGCCCUUAUCAGCUUUUUAGGGAGUUCCAGCUUCUCACACACAUGGACAUUUAUAAGAAAACAGUCGAGAUUUUGGAGAUUCAUUCAGAAAAUAUAUUGUCCUUGUAUGUGGUGAGGAAUAAUCCAAUUAACACUAUGCUGCAAGAAAAUCUGAAGCAGCACACAGAGGAAGAUGUUCUGAAAUAUAUGAAAAUGACUGCUGCAUGUUUACUCCUGCCCGAGGUCUUUGGAGAUGAUUCCAGUCUGUUUGCUGCAGUGAACGAGGAGGUAAAGGCGGUGACACCAGUGUUGGAAGUGAAAAAUCCCUUCAACAUGAAUUCCUGCGAGUUUUCCCUGUACAUAGAAAGGGAAGAGUUAGCCCAGCUCGAUGACUGCUCCAUGGCUCUGGCGGCGCUGGUGGCUGCAUUCCAUGUGUUUGAUAUCCCAUGUCCAAAGAGAAUCCACAGGACACUGAAAUUUCUGGAGUCCCUGGUCUUUGAGGUGAGGAGCCCAGCAUCCCUGCCCACCCCAGGAAAGACAGGGCUGCAGGCACCCAAGCAUCCAGUAUCUGAUGGUGCACCCAGCACUCCUCUCAGGAGCAUUUGAUAUUUUGUCAGAAUAAAUUCCUUUGUGCCAUUCUUUCUAGUUGAAGUGUAUGUAUAUUUAAAAGCUGUUUAGUAAUGCCCACCUUUUUUUUAUCGUACUGGCUACUUCUAAGAAAAAAUUAAAACUCAAGCAAUUUCAUUAUUUUAAAUGUAGAUUUUAGAGCAGUCUAGAGAUAAUAAAAUUUUCUAGAUUACUUCAUGUGUUAUGUAUUAUUUUUCUAUAAGGAGCAUUUGAAAAAUUCAGAUAUUUUGAUUGUAAGUAUUAAAAAAAUUUAUGACCCAACAUGAGCAUUUCACUGCUUUAGAUGGUAAUACAGUAAUGUUUUGAAAUGGCACAAAUUAAAAAUUUACUUAUUACCAUUACUUCAUAAUGUUAUGAUUGCUGAGAGCCUAAUAUAAUAAUUUUAGUGGUUUAAAACAGUGAGCCUGAUUUUCAAUUUACAGGAUGAUGACUUUUUACUGUUUUCUUCUUGCAUGAAACAUUUUGUUUUAACAUUAAUCCUGAAUUUAUUAAAUAGGCAUUCUAAGACAAGCUCUCAAAGCAGCAAGAAUGACUUAUCUGGGAUGCUGCCAUGUGCAUUGGUAACCACAGCUUUGGUGCUGCAGAGGGAAGGCCUGAUUUUCUUUCCAAAUUUGUUCCCUGGAACAAAUCAGCUUUCUCCACAUGGUGACUCUGUCUGCCCACACAGAGUAGAGCCCUCUCCUCUCUUCUUCCACAGCCUUCUCUCUUUCCCAACACUCUAAUCUUAACUCCUGUCUGAAAAUCCCAGGGGAUACUGUCUGGUAGGGCAUGGCUUUGGGCAAGUGCCUGGUGAUAGGAAAAGCAGCCAGGAUUAAUUAGAAGUAAAAACUGGCUUUUUAUUUAAACACUGCUUUCUAUUCGUGACCAGUCUCCCACCAGUUCCAAAAAUGUCAGUGUAGGCAAAGCAGCACCUGUGGUCACGAUGAUUCUUUAAACACUCAAACACACAGCCUGGAAGAUCACAGAAGCUUUCUUAAAUUUUGGCUCUGCAGGGCUAACUCCAAGGCAGUGAUUACAGUGGGAGAUCCUUCAGAAGAGAGGAGUUGGCUGCAUUUGAUGGCCAAACUCUCCUGCUAUAGGCUUCACAUGGUUCCCAUGGAAUGCAGGGAACAUUUACCAGUGUGAAGGCUGGGCCACCACUGAUACAAACCAAAACACAAUGCCAGAGAUUCAGUAGGUCUGAUGAGUGGUUUUAGUUUCCAAGUAAAUUUGUUGACUGUAGUUUUUGUAAGAUAGGUGGCUGCACUCAGCUACUUCAUCAUAAGGGAUACAAAAGUAAGGAUUAUGUAUGCCCUCAUUAUUGUAUGUGAUAGCUGUGUGAAUAAAAAAUUGGGCUCAAGUGAGGUUUAUUCUACAUCUUGUAAACAGUACUAAUUUAAAUCAAUUUCUUAAACCACAGUACUUUGUAAGUAGUUGUUUAUAAAAAUUCAGGGAGGUGCUAACAUCCCCAAGUAAUCUCUGUUGAGCUGCAAAUCUCUUUGUUGGUUACCACUGCAGGCUGUAGACCUGGCACACAGGACAGACACAGAGGGUAGAGGAAAAUAAACUACACAAAAAUAGAGAAUGAAAGAAAACAGAAGAAUUUAACUUUUUACAGACCUGCCUGUGCAACUUCAGGUGCUGGUGGUGACAAAGUCCAGGGCUAUAAAUGGCAUUCUGAUUGUAACGGCCAGGGGGAUGUGAGCUUUGGG
This is a messenger RNA of Motacilla alba alba, 4210 nucleotides long. It is a transcript of the gene SAMD3, whose product is annotated as sterile alpha motif domain containing 3. Lineage: Eukaryota; Metazoa; Chordata; Aves; Passeriformes; Motacillidae. Gene Ontology annotation, molecular function: protein binding. The record is from RefSeq and is a predicted model, not a curated record. The transcript has 10 exons. The coding region runs from base 1029 to 2498 and encodes 489 amino acids.